AUGAGCGAACCUGAUUCGCUCAAAUGGACUCUGAGGUUCAAAAACCAUAAUGUUACAAUCCUUCUCCUUGUAUCGCCUACCCAAUCAUUCGAUUCCAUAAAAGAAGAACUCAUGAAAGCCCUUAAAAUUCGCGGCAUUACAGAAUUAAACGGCCAAACUGUGCCUGAAAAUCCAGCUGAAAUCGAAUUUGGUGUACCACUUGACAGGAACAACUUGGAAAAAGGCUGGGAAAAGUUGAAACCGACGGCAGGAGAAGCAGGGAACGGAAUGAACAAGCAACCUUUGCGAGGCCGGAAGUCAAUUAUCACAGGUCCCUUAGGAGCAGGGCUCAAAGAUUCUCAAGCGCUCGCGUUCAGAUUCCGCAAGCCUGGCGAGGAUGAGGACGAAGAUGAUCUGGGAAUUGGUUUUGACGACCCUGGCUGGGAUGUUAUGAUUGCAAAAUAUGACGCUGAAGACGACGAAUGA
Molecule: messenger RNA, 465 nt
Organism: Histoplasma mississippiense
Lineage: Eukaryota; Fungi; Ascomycota; Eurotiomycetes; Onygenales; Ajellomycetaceae
Exons: 2
Coding region: 1-465 (154 amino acids)
Source: RefSeq, a predicted model, not a curated record